Messenger RNA from Cyprinodon tularosa, 1228 nucleotides. It is a transcript of the gene znf511, whose product is annotated as zinc finger protein 511. The record is from RefSeq and is a predicted model, not a curated record. NCBI's taxonomy places the organism in Eukaryota, Metazoa, Chordata, Actinopteri, Cyprinodontiformes, Cyprinodontidae. The transcript is spliced from 6 exons. The coding region runs from base 91 to 981 and encodes 296 amino acids.
AUAACUCCGCGCCAAAUUAGAACCAAAACAAACCAAAAAAACCUUAACGGACAGCCUAAUUCUGCGAGGAUGUCCUGAAGACUUCUGUGCAUGAUGUUUCAGCAGGACUCGGUUCACUUCAUGAUGAUGGGAGGUGGUCAAACUCAGAAUAUAAGCGAAGGCCAUGGAUUUAAGGAACCGACGCAGCAGCAGGAGGAGAGGAUGAGGCAGACUGAGGAAGGAAACCCGUUCACCUUUAGUCCGCAGCUCCUCCGUCUCCACAGAGACCAUGAGCUGUUCGAGGAGGGAGAUGUUCUUAGACACCUGUAUCUACAGGACCUCUUCAUCUCAGAACCAGAAGAGCAGUCAGCGCCCAGUGUGUCAGAGUUUGCCUGUCACAUCUCUGGCUGUAGAGUCGUCUUCAGCACGCUGGACGAGUAUGAGCACCACUACAACUCCCUGCACAGACAUGUGUGCUGCUCCUGUCGCCGCUCCCUGCCGAGUGCCCGGCUCCUGGACAUUCACAUUCAGGAGUGGCACGACUCCCUUUUCACCAUCCUCGCCCAAAAACAAGACAUGUAUCUGUGCCUAGUAGAGGGAUGUGGACAGAAGUUUAAGACAAGUCAGCAAAGGAAGGACCACCUGAUAAGAGUUCACAAAUAUCCCCCAGACUUCAGAUUCGACAAAAACAGAAAGGAAAAAGGAACCAAAGAACCAAGAAGAGAGCAGAGGAAUGACACCGCCAUGGAGGCAGCAGACGAUGUUUGUAAGUCGGAGGGUGUUUGCGAGGUUAUCUGUGACGUUCAGUCCAACCGGCUUAGGCAGGACGAGUCCAUGGAGAUACAAGCGAGCAGUGAGGACGAGUUUUCAGCUUCAGCUCAGACCUCAGAAACAAAGACAGAACCACUGAAACCAAAAUACUCCUACAGAGUGCCUAAAACGGUGUGCUUCGGUCACGGCUCAGUCCGAGGCUUCAGAGGCCAGAGGGGCAAAAGGAAAUGAAGAACAACAACUCAACCCUUUGUUUCCGUCUUAUACUGUUGAAAAUUCACAUUUUCAUACAUUUUAUCUUUUAAUUGAUAAGUUCAAGUAAAAGUUUUUGUUUUAACUUUUUGAGGAGAAAGGAAAGUCCCUUCAUAUUGCUGGAGUUUGAAAAGCAAAGUUCAGAACCCUGGUUUAGAAUUUUGGGAGAAAAUGUCAGGUUCCUUUAUGUUUUGUAUAAUAAAGUUGAAUACAGGAUGUGUUUUAA